Messenger RNA from Drosophila elegans, 1002 nucleotides. RefSeq lists its product as uncharacterized. The record is from RefSeq and is a predicted model, not a curated record. The coding region runs from base 697 to 894 and encodes 65 amino acids. The transcript has 2 exons. NCBI's taxonomy places the organism in Eukaryota, Metazoa, Arthropoda, Insecta, Diptera, Drosophilidae.
AAAAACAAACAAAACAUGAAAGUAAAAAAAAGUUUUAAGCAAAACAAAAUACUUUGAAUAUAUACAUAAAUUGCAAGUAAAUAGAAUAAAUGUCACUCACUCUUUUUAUUUACGUCUUGUACCGAUUGAUCAUUCGUGGAAUUAACACGUACGUACAGUGUAUAUUAGAGUGAGUCGAUUUUUGUGGACUCGAAAAAUAGCCAACACAAAUAUCUUCAACAAAACAUUGCCAAUAUAUAUUAUUUUUUUAUAAAACAAGUUUCAUUUUAAUAUCGUUUCUGCUAUUUACUCAAGGAGCAAAAGCCACUUAAGAACACCCUAUGAAGGAGACACGAAAGUGAAAUUAUUAAGUAAAUAGCAAACACGAUUUUAAGUAAAAAUCUUUCUAAAAAAUAAUUGUAGAUUUGUUUACCUAAAAAAGGUUUAACAAUUAAAAAAAUGUGUUGGCUACUACGAUGUUUUUUCCAUAAAAAUCUGUACGUUCCAAUCGUGUUUUGGGGGAUUUAAGGUUUUUUAACCUCCACUUUCUUCGUCAAUAUUUUUAAGAAUUGUUCAUACAAUAGAAAACAUUCCCCUCUCCGCUUUUAAAGGUCAGUCUGCUGCUCUAAAUGACUUUUAUUCGUAUUCAGAUUUGGAAUGAAAGCUAAAUUUGAAAGAAAUAUUCGAGAGACAUUUGAAAUUUCUGUAAGGGAAUAAAUGUACAUUUUUGGAAACGAAAAUCGGAAACCCUUGAAAAUUACGAUGCUGGAACUCGUAAUGUUGUUCCUUCUUAGCUCCGUGUUUUUUUUCGUUGCUCAUUUGGAGAAACCAACAACAUUGUGGGGACUCAUAGAUGCCACAUGUCCAAUUCUGAUGGGCACUCUAGCCGCUGGGUUGAUUUACAUAAAUAAUUAAAAAAAAAUGAGAAACCAGACUUAAUGAAAAUUUUUUUGAAAAAAAUGACUUUAUUUCGGCUGAGAGUUCAAAUAAUAAUGUAGUAAACUAUUCAAAAACAACAAAUAA